Messenger RNA from Balaenoptera acutorostrata (minke whale), 6990 nucleotides. RefSeq names its product alpha kinase 3 (gene ALPK3). Gene Ontology annotation, molecular function: ATP binding; protein serine/threonine kinase activity. The transcript has 14 exons. Lineage: Eukaryota; Metazoa; Chordata; Mammalia; Artiodactyla; Balaenopteridae. The record is from RefSeq and is a predicted model, not a curated record. Bases 31 to 5073 code for a protein of 1680 amino acids. Gene Ontology annotation, biological process: cardiac muscle cell development; protein phosphorylation. Gene Ontology annotation, cellular component: nucleus.
GGCCGGCGGCGGGCGCGGGCCGGCAGCAGCAUGGGGUCGCGGAGGGCCCCCGGCCGCGGCUGGGGCUCGGGCGGACGGUCCGGGGCGGGCGGCGACGGCGAGGACGACGGGCCCAUGUGGAUCCCCAGCCCCGCCAGCCGCAGCUACCUGCUCAGCGUGCGGCCUGAGACCAGCUUAUCAAGCAACCGGUUGUCUCACCCCAGCUCUGGAAGGAGCACCUUCUGCUCCAUCAUUGCUCAGCUAACAGAGGAGACCCAGCCGCUAUUCGAGACCACGCUCAAGUCCCGGGCUGUGUCCGAGGACAGCGACGUUAGAUUCACCUGCAUCGUCACAGGAUACCCAGAGCCAGAGGUGACCUGGUACAAGGAUGACACAGAGCUGGACCGCUACUGUGGCUUGCCAAAAUACGAGAUCACUCAUCAGGGCAACCGCCACACACUGCAGCUCUACAGGUGUCGAGAAGAAGAUGCCGCCAUCUACCAGGCCUCUGCCCAGAAUGCCAAGGGAAUUGUGUCCUGCUCAGGGGUCUUGGAGGUGGGCACCAUGACCGAGUACCAGAUCCACCAGCGCUGGUUCGCCAAGCUGAAGCGCAAGGCUGCGGCAAAGAUGCGUGAGAUCGAGAAGAGCUGGAAGCACGGGAAGGAGGCCGUGGAAGAGGCCGACACCCUGCGCAAGCUCAGCCCCGACCGCUUCCAGCGGAAGCGGCGGCUGAGUGGGGCCGAGGUGCCAGUCCCCUCGGCCCCCACCCGGGAGGUCGAGAACGGGACACCGGUGGCUUGGCAGGAGGGAGAGACGGAGCCUGGUCAGCACCCAGGUUUGGGCCUGAUCAACAGUUUUGCUUCCGGAGAGGUGACCACCAACGGGGAGGCUGCCCCUGAGAACGGGGAGGCUGGGGAGCGUGGCCUGUUGACAUACAUCUGUAAGGCCAUGGAGCUGGGGCCUCAGAGAGCCCCCAAAAAGGAGUCUGGGGCCAAGAAGAAAAAGAAAGAUGAGGAACCUAAGCAAGGUGUGCGAAAGCCAGAGGUAGAGAGGGCAGCUCGAAGCCACCGUUCCUCUGAAAACUGUGUCCCCAGUUCAGACAAGCUUGACUCCUGUGGGACACAGGGGCCCAGGGACAAGGAGCAGGUUCAGACCCGGCCCAGAGGCAGGGCCGUCCAGGGGCCUGGGUCCUCUGGAGCAGAUGGCACCAGGAAGCCAGCCUCUGCUGUGGGUACUCAAGACCAGGCCCAGAAGGCCCCUGUCCCAGGCCCAGACCAGGGAGUGUAUUUCUCCCUGAAGGACAUGUAUCCGGAGAGCACCCAGGCAGACAAGCCUCAGGGGGAGGAGGGGGCCCAGACCCCCAGUGGCAGGACACCUGGAGAGAUGCCCUCAGGGAAGGUAUCCAGCAAAGCCAGAGGUGAGAGGGAGCCUGCUGUCCCUGGCCAGCCCACGCCCUCAGCCCCCCAGCAGGCUAGGCCCUUCAACAGGAAGAGAUUUGCUCCUCCGAAGCCCAAAGGGGAGCCCACCGCCAGCUGCAAGCCUGAUUCUUCCCCAAGUCGAGAUCCAGAACCUGGGGCUCAGAGCUCAGGGAAGGCCCCGCCUCAGGCCUCUGCCCAAGUGCCCACACCCCCCGCCCGGCGGAGACACAGCCCCCAGGAUAGCCCGCUGCAGGGGCAAGCAGGCCACAGGACUCCAGGAAAGGUCCAGGAGUCCCAGGCAACCAUGGCUCCUACCACAUUGGCCAGCAGCAGCUCUGAUACAGUCUCUGCUGGUUGCAGCACCUCCAGAAGUCAGGACAUCAUUGAGCCCAUGGACACAGAAACCCAGGAGGACAGGAGAGCAUCUUCCGAUCAGAACAUUGGAGGCAAGAAGAAUACAGAGGUGGAUAGGAAGAUGCAGGUGGAUGGGAAGACGCAGGGAGACGGAACACAAAGCACCCAGAGGACACAGGCAGAUAGGAAGACACAGGUGGAUGUUGUGACACAAGAAAGUGAGAGGUCAGAGUCAGGCAGGAAUUCCCAGGAGGACGUGAUGGCACGAGGAAAGGUGGGGACCCAGGCAGAUGAGAGGACACAGGCAGACAGAAGGGUGCAGGAAGACAAGGGGGCAUGGUCAGAGGGGAGCAUUCCCACAGCCAUGAAAUGUUGGUCAGAGAAGGUGCCCAUGACCGGUAUCAGCCCACAGUCCAGGGCCCCCAAACGCCCACCUUCAGAGGAUCCUAGGUCCCCUCAGAUUAUUGAAUGCUUUGAACAGACCCCAGAAGAGUUCUCCGUCCCAGACAAACCUGAUUUUAUGCUCAGAUCUGACGAGGCAGCAGGAACAGCCUCCGGGAACCGUGAGGAAACUGUGCCAGGUCCCCUGGUGGGGGGCCUCACACGCAAGGCACAGCUGCCUCCUGAGGGCAGUUUGGAGCAGGUGGGAGGAGAGAGAUGUCGAGGGCCAGAGCAGUCGGGUCCAGUUAAGGACAAGCCCGAGGAGGGCCUGUCCCAGGGCCCCAAGCAGGAACAGCCAGGAGAAGUGCCGCCUGUGGAUCUGGGUGGCUGUUCUCCAGCGGGCCUGAGCCCCCAGGUGCCCACUCUGCCCUCUCUUCCUGGGGCUGGCCUGACUGAUAACUCACAGCAGCCGCUGCCCAGCACCCCGGCUUCUCAGCACAUGAACACAGCUGCCUUCCUACCCUCUGGGGACCAGGCCUCGCUGAGUUCUGCCCCCCCACCGCACCUGGGGCCGGGCACCCCCAGCCGGAGUCACCCGCCAGGAACCAGGGCAGCAGACGCUGAGGGGGCCUGCGCCAAGGUGCCCGGUGUGGAAGGGAGGACUUCAGGCUCCCGGACCUGUGACCCUGGCCUCAUAGACUCCCUGAAGAGCUACUUGCUCCUGCUGCUGAAGCUGUCCAGCUCAGAGACGAGUGGCAGGGGCCCUGGGGCCCAGGGGGAAGCUGCUGCUGGGGAUCAGGCACCCUCACCCUAUCUGGCCCCCAACGUGGAAGUGGCCGGUCUGAGUCCCCGGACGUCACGGCGCAUCCUGGAGCAUGUGGAGAACAACCAUCUGGUGCAGAGCGCGCAGACCCUGCUGCUGAGCCCCUGUACCUCCCGCCGCCUCACCGGCCUCCUGGACCGCGAGGUGCAGGUUGGCCGUCAGGCCCUGGCUGCUGCCCGGUGCCCUGGCCCCAGCCCCCUCUCUAUCCCUGCCAUCGUGGUAGGUGAGGAGGAAGGCCCUGGGCUGACCUCAGGAGGAUCCAGUGAGGGUGAGGGAGAGGUUUCCCUUGAGGGGCCUGGCCUCCUGCCGACCUCCCAGGAGAGCGGCAUGGGUGGGGCGCUGGUGGGGGUGGGUGGGCAGGCAGCCCCUGGGCAGGGACUGCUGUCAGCAGAGAGCGGAGCCCAGGAGCCCUUCCGAGAGGAGGAGAUCCCAGGGGAAGCUCUGACAGAUCUCCCUGCAGCUACGCCCGAGGAACUGGCUCUGGGGGCCCGGAGGAAGAGGUUUCUCCCUAAGGUCAGAGCAGCAGGAGACGGGGAGCCAACCAAGCCCGAAGAAAGGGAGAGCCCCUCGGGUUCCCCCCGGGGGCCCCGGAAGGGCCUUGCACCUGGGCCCCCGGGGAGUCCAGGGCGGGAGAAACGCUCCCCUACUCAGGGCAGAAAGGCAGGCAUGCUGGAGGUGCCGCGGGCAGAGGAGGGGCCGGCAGCAGGAACCCUGGGCUCCAGCCCCAGAGCCAGCGACCUGGAAGCAGAGCUGGCCCUGGAGGAAGGCAAGCAGGGCACUCCGGCCAAGCCAAGGAGAGCCAAAGACCUGCUAAAAGCCCCACAGGUGAUCCGGAAGAUUCGGGUGGAGCAGUUUCCUGAUGCCUCGGGCAGCCUGAAGCUCUGGUGCCAGUUUUUCAACAUUCUUAGUGACUCAGUCUUGACAUGGGCCAAGGAUCAGCGCCCAGUGGGCGAGGUGGGCAGGAGUGCAGGGGAUGAAGGGCCAGCGGCCCUGGCCAUCGUGCAGGCGUCCCCCGUAGACUGUGGUAUGUAUCGAUGCACCAUCCACAAUGAGCACGGCUCGGCCUCCACUGACUUCUGCCUCAGCCCCGAGGUGCUGUCAGGAUUCAUCUCCAGAGAAGAAGGUCAAGUUGGAGAAGAGAUUGAGAUGACCCCCAUGGUGUUUGCUAAGGGUCUGGCUGACUCUGGCUGCUGGGGGGACAAGCUCUUUGGGCGCCUGGUGAGCGAGGAGCUACGAGGGAGUGGACACGGGUGUGGCCUUCGGAAGGCCUCCCAGGCCAAGGUCAUCUACGGGCUGGAACCCAUCUUCGAGUCAGGCCUCACGUGCAUCAUCAAGGUGUCCAGCCUGCUUGUGUUUGGGCCCAGCAGUGAGACUUCUCUCCUGGGCAGAAACUAUGACGUCACCAUCCAGGGGUGCAAGAUCCAGAACAUGAGUCGAGAGUACUGCAAAAUCUUUGCAGCUGAAGCCCGGGCUGCACCUGGCUUUGGGGACGUGCCUGAGAUCAUCCCACUGUACCUGAUCUACCGGCCUGCAAACAAUAUCCCAUAUGCUACCCUGGAGGAGGACCUGGGCAAGCCCAUGGAGUCUUACUGUUCCCGGGAAUGGGGCUUCGCUGCAGCUCCAGCAGCAUCUAGCAGCUCUGAGGCCGUGCAGAAAUGCCAGACCUUCCAGCACUGGCUGUAUCUGUGGACAAAUGGCAGCUUCCUUGUCACCGAUUUGGCAGGGGUUAACUGGAAAAUGACUGAUGUGCAGAUUGCUACCAAACUGCGAGGAUACCAAGGCCUCAAGGAGAGCUGUUUCCCUGCCCUGCUGGACCAGUUUGCCUCUUCCCACCAGUGCAACACCUUCUGUGAGAUGCUGGGGCUAAAACCUCUCAAGGGCCCUGAGGCUGCCCACCCCCAAGCCAAGGCCAAAGGCUCCAAGAGUCCAUCUGCCGGCAGGAGGGGCCCCCAGCUGAGUCCUCAGCCCCAGAGGAAAGGCCCCCCCAGUCCCCAGGGCACCCGGAAGAGUGCCCCAAGCUCCAAGGCCACCCCUCAGGCCUCAGAGGCAGUCGCCACCCAGUUACUGGGACAGCAUCCCAUCCAAGAUGGAGGCUCCAAGGCCCAGGGCAUGCGGUAGCCCCCACAGGAGGCUGGGGGCCUCCACCCAGCAGCAGACCAACAAGGAAGCAGCUCGAACCGACGGAGACGUUCCCGGUACAGGACUAACUGGAGCAGGUGCACUGAGGAGGCACCACUCGGGGCCUCUGCCCGCAGCCUCUCCUCACUCAGCUCCUCAUCAGAUGCUUGGCGCAUGACACCCUGCCCGGUGGCCUCUCCUGGUGCCAUCGUCACCGCGGCUCCCAGGCCCUACCUCCCAGGGCCUGGCAGCCUAGCCCUCCUUGAAGUUUACACUGGCCACUGCUGGAGGCUCCCUGAGUCCUCUGCAUGAGUUCUGCAACCAACCCCUUGCCCCAGGCCCUGCCGUGAAUGUUGUACUCUGGGGGCACGCAGGCCAGCACCUACCCUUUCCCCUUCACUUGGCCCUGAUCCCUCCCUGUCCUCAGGGCUCCAGACUUCCUCUGCAGUGUCUGGCCUGGUGACUCUCAGGGUGUCUUUUCCUUCGAGUAAUUUUGCCUCAUUCAUCCCAGCUUAUCUUGCAACUAACCUGUCCCUGAGCCCGAAUGGGGCUCAGGGCCCUUCCAGAGACUGUCAUAUCCUUGUGCAGUGAUCUUUGGUGAUGUGUGUUCAUGCUCUUCCUUCCCCCAUCACUCAGGCACUCAGUCACCUGCUUCCCAUGCUCCCUUGCACCCUGUCCCCCAUCCCUGGCUUUGAGCCCAAUUGCAGCCUGUUGCCUGCCUUUCACUGAGUUCUGUUUGUUCCCCUGCCCGAGGGCUUCCCUAGCCUGACCCUCACCCUACCCACCAUACCUAGGUGAGGAGCAGACCCUCUGGCCUCUCAGCCCACCCCAGGACACUCCUCCCCUACUUCUCCCAGGCCCUCUGCCCGUGAGGUGAGAGCUGGCAUGAGGGUUGCAUCAGCAGCUGUGGCCAGAGGGAAGGUGUUGACUUUGUGGGACCUUGUGCUCCGUACUGAAAGGAGGUGGGGUCACAGUGAAUUUCACAUCCCCUCUUGACCAGGGAUAGAGGGCUGGGACUCUUCUCCAGAGGGUAUGCACCUGGGAGGUGUAGGAAGAAUGCAGUCCACCCAUGUGCAGGGUGGAGGAGUGUCUCUGUGCCUGGGAAUUAGGAACCCUGCCCCUAACCAUUAGCUCUUGACCCUGGAACUCCAGCUCUGGGCCUCAAUAUAGGUUCCCAAGGAAUUGCUGUGCUCGGCCCAGCACCCUGGGCCCUUCCUGAGAACCUUUCCUUGAGGCCUGGGAUGGGGUGGGUCUGGAGCUAGCCUGCUCCCCUUGGAAUGCAAUAAAGGCAGCAACUGUGUAUCUUGCUCGCCCUUAUCUGGUGUGGUUGUAGGUAUAUGGGGUCAGGGUCCCAUCUCCCCAGGCAGUUCUCUGAAGGCGUCCUACAGUCUCUGGACCCCCUGGAAAAAUGAAUCCAUGUUUUGGAUCCUAGAUCCAUGUUUUGGAUCCUGAGGCAUUCAGCCUCAGCCUUCCGUGGCCACAGCUAGACAGUCUGUGCUUCUUGUACUAAUGGAAUGAUGGCUUGUGCUCCUUACGAGGACUCUUAGGCCUUUGGAAUUGCUCAUUCAUUUGGAAGAGGAAUGCAAAGGAAGGAACCCAGGAAGGAAGAGCAGAGCUGGGGCUCUGGGGAAACGCCCAGUGUCUUUGGCUGCCUCCACUGGGACAAGACCAGCCCGGGGGACGACCAGCUCCUGCCUCUCAGCUACUCACUGACUGUUUCCUGCCUCCCAAGCUGCAGAGGCUUCUGAUUCCCAGCCCCACCCCAUCACCCAGGCCUUUCCUUGCCUGAUCUUUACCCCCCUCCAUUUGACAUUUCUGACUUCUCUACCUCCUCUUGUGCUCAGGUGACUCUGCCCACUUUUUCCUCUUGCUCCCAACUCUCCCAGCCUGCAUAUCCAGAUUGCCUUGGUGAACUGA